Molecule: messenger RNA, 2846 nt
Organism: Penaeus vannamei (Pacific white shrimp)
Lineage: Eukaryota; Metazoa; Arthropoda; Malacostraca; Decapoda; Penaeidae
Source: RefSeq, a predicted model, not a curated record
CCGACGCGGCCCGCCGACGCAGGCCGUCCGGAGCGGGCGGGACGGCGCGCGCCUGGCCCCCGACCCGGGCGUCAUCAAGCGCUACUACCGAUUCGAGCAGACGAUCACGUUCCCGGCGGCCGACCUGCGGCUGGACCCCGCCGACGCCUCCCGCAGCUUCCUCUUCAACGUGACCGUCUCGUACCAGCUGCGGCGGGCCUCGGCCGAGCAGCUGAUCACCGUCGCCGUCGGGAGGGACAACUUCGGCAUCCGGGUCCAGCGGGGCGCGCAGAUCCCCUUCGGCGCCUACCGCAAGCUGGUGUUCGAGAGCGAGUGCCGCACGUGCAGCGCGGAGGAGCUUCGGGACAUGAAGUACAAGUGGAACCUCCAGAUGAUGACCUCCAGCGGCACCUUCGGCUCCUCGCGGCCCCCGUCCGUCGAUGAGGAGGAGGAGCGCAUCUUGGAGGCGCUGCGGCAGGGGCGCCCGAAGGAGACGUUCCUCCCGCGGCCCCGGGACUACCUGAGGGUGUACAAGUCCGACCUGUUGCUGCAGCUCGACGAGGGCGGCGAGAGGCGUCCCUUUGCCGCCUCCUUCCCGCCCCCGGAAGCCAAGGAGAUCAGCGCCAGCGACCUCAAGAAGUUCCCUGCGUCCCUCUCGCGCGACCUCCUCGACCGCGCCCGCCGAAUCAUGCGUGAGGAUGGCAGCGUCGACCGCGCCGCCUGGAGGAGCCUGAGGCUCGAGCUGAGGGGCGAGGUCUGGAAGGACACGGCCAAGCAGGGCGAGGAAGGACGGAGCAAACGGGACGCCCAAGAAGGCGACCGUCACGCGCCCCCGCCGCCCGCGACGCAGCAGGACCUGGAACAGAAGUCGCGGUCGCGUCGCUCGGUUGAUCCGUGGGCGCAAGAAGGACGUCUGCAGCUCGCCCAACUCCAUCGGCAGCCCCUGCCACUCGGGGGUGAAGGGCAUGGCGACCGGAAGCCCUCUGGCGGCCAUGAAGGCAGAACAAGAGGCGGCGACCGAGGCCGUGGCGGGGACGAGGAGCGGGAGAUGAGAGACUACGACUACCUCGCGGGCGAAGGGACGCCCCCUUGGCCGCGAGACCCGGCGGAGGCCCCCCGACACGCCGCCCCGGGGAGAGUCGGCAAGACUGCAGGCGGCGCUCGCACGAAGCCAGUUCUGGCGGAGGAGCCGGCGGGAGGCAGAGGCAGCGGCGAGCGCUUGGAAGAGGAGGAGGACGGCCAUGAGGCGGGAGAGGAUCCCGGCGGUGGAGGCGGCGCCCCGACGGAACGAAUUCAUAGCCGUGAGCACCAAGGGCGUGACGCGCUUGACACCGGAAGCACAAGACGCCGGAAAAACUCGUUCGAGACAUCCUUGGUUCGCGACGAAUCCGGAGUCAAAGCCAGCAGUCCCUGGAGCGCGUCUCCGGACGACGAUGACGAGGGUGAGAACGCCUCGGGGAACUCCGGUUCGAAGGAGACGACUGGCGCGGCGGUGACCCCAGACGCCGGCCCCGGCGGGGGGGUCACGCCCAGUGUCACGCAGGUGCGUCGGAUGGCCCCCGGGGAGAGCGUAGCCGGCUCGGUCACGCCAGACGCCGUUCCCCGUGACGCCGUCACGACCGACGCGGGACAGGCGUCGGUCGUUGACACGGAGCAGGAGGAAGCCGCGGCCGCCCUGGCCUCGGGAGAGCCGCCAGAGACGCUGUUGCGCUCGGGCGCAGCAGGUGAAGGGAGCCCUGGCUCGGGGGAGGACCCGCGGCGAGUCGUCCUGGGGGCUGGCAGGGUGAGGACCCGGGCGGAGUCUGCGGUCGUCGCCAGCGUCCCCGUCACCUCGGGAUGAAACCGCAGAGCAUCGUGCCCGCGGCGCAUCCCCGACCCCGGCGCUCUCGCCGUCGAACGCGCUCGACGCAGACGUGGGAAAGUCCGGGGCCGCGAGCGCAAGCGCUGGGGCGGCGGCGACCACCUCGGGGGUGAGUCCACAGGACGAGCCCGGGCCCCCAGCCGCCCCUUCCGGCCCUCCCUCCGCCCCCUCGCCCCCCCUGCCCGCCGCCCUUUCAGCGGCCGGUUCCGGCGAAGGCGAACAAAUUUCCCCGUCUAUUAAUGAACAUUCAAGCAAGGAGGACGAGUGGACGCGACCGCUUCCAGCCGCCCCGUCCCGCAGGAGCGCGCUGAAUAGAGAGGAAAGGGAGAAAAAAGGGGGAGAAAAACUGGACGAGGGGGAGGGCGAAGGGCACAGGAAGCAAGUGGCGCGCGGCGAUACAGACGUCUCUAAAGCAAAAGGAAGAAAAGAAAGGGGAGAAGGAGGAGGAGACGAGCAGGGGCCGAGGAAGACGAGGAAGAGAAAGAGGCGAGGGAGGGAGCCCGCGCCUCCCUCCGGCCGGGGGCGGGGAGGCGGCGCUGACAGCGAGGGCGGCGGGCGCGGCGCGCGGGAUGACGGGCAUGACGGGCCGACCGACGCCGACGUGGGAAGGGAGGCACGAAGGCCGCCGCGGCCCGCCCACCCGGGCCAUGACUCGGCAUACUUGCCAAUCAGGCUCCCCGCCCCCCGCCCGCAGCCCCCCGCCUGGCCCGCCGACGCCGCCACCGCAGGGUCCGACCUGUUUCCUCCUCCUUGGGAAGCGCCGGGGAGCGAGGGACGGCGGCGGCGGCGGGGGGAGGCGGCUGCCGACGCCGCUUACAGCGCGCGUGGGGACAGAGCCGCCAGGGCGCGGGAGGGGCCGCCGGAGACGCGUCCGAAUGGAGGGACGCCUCGCGCCCGCCGCAGCGCUCGCCGGCCGAAGGAGAACCAGUUUCUGUUUACCCUCCGAUGUCCUGGUUGAGUGGACUCUCCGCCGGCAGAGGAGUCCCCCAUGACGCCCCGCUGGCCU